This is a messenger RNA of Linderina pennispora, 4218 nucleotides long. Its product is annotated as P-loop containing nucleoside triphosphate hydrolase protein. Gene Ontology annotation, molecular function: ATP hydrolysis activity; ATP binding; ATPase-coupled transmembrane transporter activity. The record is from RefSeq and is a predicted model, not a curated record. The coding region runs from base 1 to 4218 and encodes 1405 amino acids. The transcript is spliced from 3 exons. Gene Ontology annotation, biological process: transmembrane transport. NCBI's taxonomy places the organism in Eukaryota, Fungi, Kickxellomycota, Kickxellomycetes, Kickxellales, Kickxellaceae. Gene Ontology annotation, cellular component: membrane.
AUGGUGACGUUGCCGAUUUUUGACAACCCUAUUUCCAACACCAAUGAGGUUACAGAGAACCCGAGUAUGCCUUCACUUAAGGAACACUUGCCCCUUGCUGUUCACCUCUAUGCGCUAGGAACUCUGGGGGUUUUGUGGGCCCGGGAUGCCCCUCAUCGCAAGCACCACCUCGAUUCGCCUCUAGCCCUGUGCGUCCAUGCGUUGCUCGUUGUUGUGGCAGUACAGGCUAUUCCUGGCUGGUUUGGGGCCGUUCAUCAGGUGUCUGUUGCAAUGCUGCCAGCGCUAGCACGCUACAUUGAUGGCCAGCUCGGGUUCAGGCUCGUCAACCUCGUUGGACUUCAAGCCCUCUUUCAAGCCAGUGGAACUCCUUUUUCCCUGCAAACAACCGGAUUCCUGCUGCACCUGUGUCUGCUUGCUGCUGACCUCGAUGCACAAGGCUGGCACGAUCUGCAUAGUGUGGUUCGCAGUGCGCUUUACACCAAGGAGAUUGCUUUGAGUCGGCUUGGGCACAUUCGUGAGCUUACUAUCGACGACUUUUGGGCCCUGCCUGAGCGGCUCCGCCUACAGACAGCACACCAAGAGUUCAAAUACGACCAGAACGAGACACUCUUCAUCCUCCGAGCUAUCGUUCGGAUGAUGUGGCGUCCAUACCUCCCACUCCUCGCUGUGCAGUCGCUAUCCCGUAUUUCUCAUGUCAUGCAGUCAGUCAUGUUCGCAAAGGUACUCCAGUGUGCUGAAAAUCCGUCAGGCCACGCAUGGUACCAGACAUAUCUGUAUAUAUUUGCCAGUCUGGUGCUACAGCUGAUCAACUCGCAGUCUGGCCGCAUCAGCAAGCUGCUGUCAGAAGAAGAACAGCGAGUGUCAAGGGCGAUGGAAUUAGAGCUUGUCCGACUGCCGCUUCUAUCGGCUGGCAAUCAAGUGCCAAGAGGCGGGCGCAUGAACUAUUUGGUGAAUAGGAUCUUCCGAUGUCUCCGCAGCAGUCUCUCCAAGGUAUCCUCUCUAGCGACGGCUGCAUUUACUCUCUGGCUGACCUACCGGACAAUCGGCUGCAUUUCAUUCAUCCCCAUUGCUGUUAUCAUUGCCCUGUCUUCGGUGACCUGGGCAAUUGGGCAGCUCCAGCAGUGGUGUGGUCGCCCAUACCAUGAGGAGUGGGCUGAAAAGUUGGACUCUACCGAGAUCUAUAGGAACAUCAAGAUCAUCAAAUUCAACAGCUGGGAACAGAGGUAUCUUGACCCCGCUCUCGCUACCAACAGAGACACAGAUUGGUUAGGCAGCGAUGCAAUCCCUAAGAGGUAUCGUCGUGCGGUAUUUUUGGUUCUGGGAGUGAUUGCCAACAUUAACGGCAUUUUGCAAGGGAUUUCGAGCCAACUGGCAGUUUUCUUCACUGUGCAGCUGCAUAUUCAGAGCGGCAGGACGCUGUCCAGUGUUGAGUUGCUGCAGAUCGCCGACCAGAUUUCACAGACCAAGGCUAAUGCUGCAAGCGUUAUAUCCGGGUUCAGAUCAUUGUCUGAGGCGAUUACUACAAACAUCCGGAUGGAAGGGUACCUAAGGAUCGGGCCCACAGACGGUGUUCUGGUACAUCCAGCGACUUCAACGGUAGGCCCGUCAAUCGAGAUGAAGGAUUGCACAUUCACGUAUCAGUCACUUGAGUCUACAAUGAAGGAGAAGAACGUGCUGGAGCGCGUAUCACUCAAAAUCGGCAGCGGUGAGCUUUUGUCAGUCAAGGGCAGUGUCGCAUCUGGCAAGACAUCCCUGCUGCAUGCGAUGUGCGGAGAAGUGAGGAUGCGAUCCGGAACUGCAUCGGUUUGUGGCAGGAUCGGGUAUCUGGAGCAGUCACCGUACAUCAUGAACAGCACGCUGCGUGACAACGUUCUGUUUGGCCAUGACUUUGAUGAAGCGUUUUACUGGCGUGUCAUGAAGGCCUGCGCGUUAAUGGAGGACAUCGAGCAGUGGCCGGAUCGCGACAUGACGCUAAUUGGCGAGCGCGGCAUCAAUAUUUCGGGUGGACAGAAGGCUCGGCUGGCGCUUGCUCGUGCAGUGUAUACUCGGGCUGAUAUAUACAUCCUGGACGAUCCGCUCUCUGCGGUUGAUGCACAGGUCAAGCGCCAUCUGCUAGACCAUGUCUUGCUAAACACUGGGUUGCUCGGCAACAAGUUACGUGUGGUGUCGAUGAACUCUAACCACUUGGAUGCGUUUGCCAACAAGAACAUCACUGUCGAUAAGGGUCAGGUCAUCAUAGAGAUCCAGGAGCACCCGAGAGUGCACAUAAUUGCAGAGCAGUCGGAGCCAGAUCAGAAACCUGAGUCUGAGGAUGACACUAUGUCUGUGAACUCAGCGACCACGCUGACCAGCAAUGGCAGUGCGCCUUUGGUGACAGACAGUGCCCAAAACACGCAGCCUGCCAAAACUGAGGAAGUGAAGAAGGAUAUCAGCUGGGGGAACUUGAAGUAUGUCGUGGAUAUCCUUGGGCUGCCUGUCCUUGGGCUGCUUCUCUUUUCGGCUGUGUUUCACCCGAUUGUCGACCAUAUCGCGGAAGGGUACAAGCUCGAUGCGUUGAAUGAGAACAGCAAGUCUGUUGACUCAAAGGCUAUCAACAAAUAUCUCUGGGUGCAGGUGAUUUCGGUCUCUAUUACGCAUGCUGUCCAUGCAUUGGAAUGGAGGCUUAGAGAUGGACUGACAUGCAAAUAUGAUAUUAUGCGGAUUAUUCCUUCAUUGGCCCAGUCAAGCAUUUCAACACUCCUGAGGGUCGCGCUGUCAAUCUACCGGAUCAGCUACAAGGCACCUCUGCUUCUGCUUAUUGCUCCUGCGAUGGGCUUCGUGAUGAGCUAUACUGCCAAGCUGGUUGACCCUGCAAACAGGUCAUUGAGCAGUGUCAGGAAAACCUUUAGGAUCGGACAAUCAUGGGUCAAGGGCAUCCUUAUCGAUAGUACCAGGACGAUUCGCAUACAUGGUGUUGAAGAGCACUUCACAGGGCUUUAUGCAGACAAUGUUGACGAGGGUGUCCGUCUCGGUCGGCCAAGCAGUUCUUUAGGCUCAUUGUCGGGUACGAUCGAUAGUAUCGUUGACAUCGUUACAAGUGCUGCUGUCACAUCCGUAAUGGUUGCUCAGUCACAGUUCACUGACUACAAGCUAUCGUCGGGCGAGCUCGAGGCGUUUCAGUCGCUAGUCAGCAGAAUGACAUCAAAUAUGUCAAGUUUGGUAUCUCUUCGCAAACGUCUGAUCUUCUUGCUCGACAGCGUAGAUAAGGUGCGCACAUUCGUCAGCAUACAGUCCGACAAGGCAUGGAGUAUGGAUGGUGUGCAGCCGCCAGCAAACUGGCCCACGCGCGGCGAGAUCGAGUUCCGCAACUACAGCAUGCGCUACAUCCCGGAUCAGGCCCUGGUACUAAAGAGCGUCUCGUUCACGAUCAAGAGCGGCGAGCGCAUUGGCAUUGUGGGCCGCACUGGUGCAGGCAAAUCGUCGCUGACACGUGCAUUGUUCCGGCUAGUUGAAGGCGAAGGCGGGUCGAUUCUGAUUGACGGCGUCGACAUCGCAACUCUGCGUGCUGACAGUCUGCGUCCGAAUAUUACAAUUAUCCCGCAGGAUUCGACCCUCUUCUAUGGUUCUGUCAGAGCAAACCUUGACCCGCUGAAGCAGUUUUCGAUUGAGGACAUGUGGGCAGCGCUUAUCAAGGCAGAUAUGGUCGGCGUGAUCAACUCGGAGAAUAUGCACGACAAGGCAAGAAAAAUCGACGAUGGCAGCGACUGGUACAUUGGGGAGUCGAAGUGGCAGAGAGAGAAGCGACGCAAGUCUGGCUGGCUGAUGCGCAUGUUCUUGUGGCUCUGCCUUGAGAAGAGGUCUCUUGUCAAAAGUGAGCCAACUCUGGGUAACUGGGGUCUAUCUAGCUGGGUUGGCGGUAGCACACUGACCUCAGGACAGCGGCAGCUUUUCAGUCUGGCCCGUGCGCUGAUGCGCAAACGCAAGAUCCUGGUUCUUGACGAGGCGACGGCAGACGUUGACCUCAAGACAGACAAAACUAUCCACGACGUCAUCCACAAGGAGUUUGCCGGCUGUACGAUCCUGACCAUCGCGCAUCGCCUUGAAACCGUCAUGAGCAGCGAUCGCAUCAUCGUCAUGGAUCAUGGUAGUAUCGCCGAGUUCGACACGCCUGCAAAUCUUCUGGCCAAGGGCGGGUUGUUUGCUGAGCUGUUCAAGUCCAAUGAUUUUGCCAACACCUAA